Phyllostomus hastatus (greater spear-nosed bat) is the source of this 710-nucleotide messenger RNA. RefSeq names its product NADH:ubiquinone oxidoreductase subunit B8 (gene NDUFB8). The transcript is spliced from 5 exons. Gene Ontology annotation, biological process: mitochondrial electron transport, NADH to ubiquinone. Gene Ontology annotation, cellular component: mitochondrion. Lineage: Eukaryota; Metazoa; Chordata; Mammalia; Chiroptera; Phyllostomidae. The record is from RefSeq and is a predicted model, not a curated record. Bases 56 to 616 code for a protein of 186 amino acids.
AGCCACCGUGAGAGCCCUUUGCGCAUGUGCGGAGUGAAACGAGAGGAAGGUCAAGAUGGCGGCGGCCAGGGCGGGGGUCUUGGGAGUCCGAUGGCUGCAAAGGGCAGCCCGGACCGUGGUGCCGCUGGGUGCACGGACAGCUUCCCACAUUACAAAGGACAUGCUCCCGGGGCCUUAUCCCAAGACCCCAGAAGAAAGGGCUGCCGCCGCCAAGAAGUAUAAUAUGCGGUUGGAAGACUACGAGCCGUACCCGGAUGAUGGCAUGGGGUAUGGCGACUACCCAAAGCUCCCUGACCGCUCACAGCACGAGAGGGAUCCAUGGUAUGAAUGGGACCACCCAGACCUGAGAAUGAACUGGGGUGAACCGAUUCACUGGGACCUAGAUAUGUAUAUCAGGAACCGUGUGGACACGUCCCCCACGCCUGUUUCUUGGGAUGUCAUGUGUAAGCACCUCUUCGGCUUCGUGGCCUUCAUGGCGUUCAUGUUUUGGGUGGGGGAGAUGUAUCCCUCCUACCAGCCUGUGGCACCAAAGCAGUAUCCUUAUAACAAUCUGUACCUGGAACGAGGCGGCGAUCCCACCAAAGAGCCUGAGCCGGUGGUUCACUAUGAAAUCUGAGGAGGCUUCCUGGACUUUGUGCCUCCUGACUGAGCCUCCCUCAUUCCUAGAGAUUUAACCUUAAUGAAAUCCCUAAUAAAAUAGUGCUGUGGUA